Molecule: messenger RNA, 964 nt
Organism: Pteronotus mesoamericanus
Lineage: Eukaryota; Metazoa; Chordata; Mammalia; Chiroptera; Mormoopidae
Product: olfactory receptor 51H1-like
Exons: 1
Coding region: 1-957 (318 amino acids)
Biological process (GO): G protein-coupled receptor signaling pathway
Cellular component (GO): plasma membrane
Molecular function (GO): G protein-coupled receptor activity; olfactory receptor activity
Source: RefSeq, a predicted model, not a curated record
AUGGCAAAUACUAACUACUCCCACUUCCAACACCUUUACUUUGUCUUAACUGGGAUUCCAGGGCUUGAACAAAUGUACUACUGGAUGGCAUUUCCACUGGGUGCUAUAUAUGCCAUUGCCCUCUUUGGCAAUAGUAUCAUCAUCUCUACUAUCAAGUCUGAAGUGUCCCUGCAUAUCCCCAUGUACUACUUUCUGUGUAUGCUGGCAUUGGCAGACAUGGGACUUGCCCUCUGUACUUUGCCCUCUAUGCUAGGCAUAUUCUGGUUUAACUACAAGUACAUCGCCUUUGAUGCCUGCCUUGUUCAGAUGUAUUUUAUCCACACCUUUUCAGCGAUUGAGUCUGGCGUGCUGGUGGCCAUGGCCUUUGAUCGGGUUGUGGCAAUCUGGGCCCCUCUCAGGUAUAGCACCAUCCUAACCAAUGGCGUGGUCUGCAGGACAGGGGCAGUUAUCUUGACAAGGGCAGUCUGUGUGGUCUUUCCUGUGCCUUUUCUUAUCAAGCGACUCCCCUUCUACCGCUCUGACAUCCUGUCCCACUCCUUCUGCCUCCACCAAGAUGUCAUGCGUCUUGCCUGUGCCAGCACCCGUGUCAACAGCCUCUAUGGCCUCAUUGCAGUCAUCUUCACCAAGGGCUCCGAUUCCCUUAGCAUCAUCCUCUCCUAUGUCUUCAUACUCCGAACAGUAAUGGCCAUUACUUCAGGGGAGGGCCGGCUGAAGGCCCUCAACACCUGUGUUUCACACAUCUGUGCUGUACUCAUCUUCUAUGUGCCACUUAUUGGGGUGUCUGUCAUUCACCGUUUUGGAAAGCACAUUUCACCACUGACUCAUGCCCUCAUGGCUAAUGCCUAUCUUCUUGUACCUCCUGUGCUGAACCCCAUAGUCUAUACUGUGAAGACCAAGGAGAUACGAAGGAAGAUCAUCCAGAUAUUUGUUCGAACCAAGAUUACUUCAGAAAGUUAAGGUCUGC